AUGAGACCAUCCUUCCUUUAUAUUCUAUUCCUCACUUUUCUGUUCUCGCGUUUCAUUGGUUCUCAAAGCGCGGUUACCCGGCCAUCGGAUUUUAAGGAAAUCUCAUAUAUAACAUGUAUACCCUCUUUUACACGUAUUACAAUCACUACAACAAUAGCAUUCAAGCAAGCAAGCAAUCAGUUAAUCAUGUCCGUGCUAGCCAUACCCAGACUUACACUGCCAAGGAUGUUGCCCUCCGUGGUUCGUUCUUCUGCCGCCUUUAUUGCUACCAGAAGAUCUAUGGCCACCGCCACCACACACGCUGCCUUCAACAGAGAGAAACCACACGUCAACGUAGGUACCAUCGGUCAUGUGGAUCAUGGGAAAACCACUUUGACUGCAGCAAUUACCAAGUGUCUCGCCAAAGAGGGGUCAGCGCAAUUUCUAGACUAUAACGCCAUCGAUAAGGCUCCCGAGGAAAGAGCUAGAGGGAUCACGAUCUCAACGGCUCAUGUCGAGUACGAGACCAAGAAGAGACAUUAUUCACAUGUCGAUUGUCCGGGCCAUGCGGAUUAUAUUAAGAAUAUGAUCACCGGUGCCGCUCAGAUGGAUGGGGCCAUUAUUGUUGUCGCCGCCACGGAUGGUCAAAUGCCUCAAACGAGAGAACAUUUACUAUUGGCUAGACAAGUUGGUGUGCAAAAAAUUGUUGUGUUUGUUAAUAAGGUUGAUACCAUUGAUGACCCAGAAAUGUUGGAAUUGGUAGAAAUGGAAAUGAGAGAAUUGUUGACACAGUAUGGGUUUGAUGGUGAGAAUGCACCAAUUAUUAUGGGUUCUGCAUUGUGCGCCCUAGAGGGGAGACAACCAGAAAUUGGUGAAAAGGCAAUUAUGAAAUUAUUGGACGCCGUGGAUGAAUAUAUUCCAACUCCAGAAAGAGAUUUAGUGAAACCAUUCCUAUUACCUAUUGAAGAUAUUUUUUCCAUCUCAGGGAGAGGUACUGUGGUGACAGGUCGUGUCGAGAGAGGUCAUUUGAAAAGAGGUGAAGAAUUGGAAAUUGUAGGUUACAACAAGACUCCCCUAAAGACUACUGUCACAGGGAUUGAAAUGUUUAGAAAGGAAUUGGAUGAAGCCAUGGCUGGUGAUAACGCAGGUAUCUUAUUAAGAGGUAUUAGAAGAGAUCAAUUGAAAAGAGGAAUGGUCUUGGCUAAGCCAGGUACCGUGAAUGCUCAUACCAAGAUUCUGGCCUCCAUGUACAUUCUUUCCAAAGAGGAAGGUGGUAGACAUUCAGGAUUUGGUGAAAAUUAUAGACCUCAAAUGUUCAUUAGAACUGCUGAUGUCACUGCAGUGAUGAAAUUUCCACCAGAAGUGGAAGAUCACUCCAAGCAAGUCAUGCCCGGUGAUAAUGUCGAGAUGGAAUGUGAAUUGGUUCAUCCAACCCCAGUGGAAGUGGGUCAACGUUUCAAUAUUAGAGAAGGUGGUAAGACUGUAGGGACAGGUUUAGUCACUCGUAUCAUUGAAUGA
Molecule: messenger RNA, 1497 nt
Organism: Naumovozyma castellii
Lineage: Eukaryota; Fungi; Ascomycota; Saccharomycetes; Saccharomycetales; Saccharomycetaceae
Gene: TUF1
Product: translation elongation factor Tu
Exons: 1
Coding region: 1-1497 (498 amino acids)
Source: RefSeq, a predicted model, not a curated record